AUGGGCUAUCGCAGUACAAGGGCAAGAUUUGGAAGAGUAGGAGAUGAAUCACUUUUGGAAGAAAUCCCAAGAAUUCAGAAAGGCAAGGUAUCAAAUGAGGACGCUGCGUGCCAUGACUCGGGCUCGAAAACUACCAACCAGAAGACUGGAAAAUCCUUGAAAGCGAAAGUUUUGCGCAGAGUAUUCUCUGAGGACUACGAGAGGGUGAAGAGCAAUAUCUUCGAUCCGAGAGGCCAAACCAUUCAAAGAUGGAACAGAAUCUUUUUUAUGGCUUGCUUGGUGUCCCUAACUGUGGACCCUCUUUUCUUCUUGGUGCCGUCUGUUGACGGCAACAAUAUGUGCUUAGAAGAUGCAUCGACCCUCAAGAUUUUCGUAACGAUCAUAAGAUCAGUGGUUGAUGCCUUCUACGCAGUUCAGAUUUUCGUGCGCUUCAAAACAGCUUACGUUGCACCCUCUUCCCGGGUUUUCGGUAGAGGAGAACUGGUUAUAGACUCGAAAAAGAUCGCGUUAAGAUACUUGUCCAGAGGCUUUUGGAUCGACAUCUUUGCGGCAAUUCCACUUCCUCAGCUGUUAAUUUGGGCAAUAAUUCCAAACCUCGAGGAUUCAACGAUGGCUCAAAGGAAGAACCACAUCCUGUUCUUUAUCUUCUUCCAGUACCUGCCAAGAUUCUAUCUUACACUUCCACUCCGGUCGGAGAUCAUUAACGCUAGUGGUGGACUAACAGAGACAGCUUGGGGAGGGGCCGCAUACAACUUCAUGCUCUUCAUGUUGGCAAGCCAUGUUGCUGGAGCUUGCUGGUAUCUGCUAGCGAUCGAGCGACAAGAGUUUUGCUGGAGAAGUGUCUGUGAUCAGGAAAAACCACUGUGCAGGUACGAUUUCCUCGAUUGUCGCCAUGUUCAAGACCCAGGAAGGGACACCUGGUAUAAGAUGGCCAAUUUAACAACUCUGUGUACAUACAACAAUCCUAAUACCCCGGUUCAAUGGGGUGUAUACUAUAAUUUCGUGCCCGAAUCAAUCGCCAGCUGCAAAUUCUUCAGCAAGUACUUAUUCUGUUUCUGGUGGGGUCUAAACAACUUGAGCGAUGUUUGUCAGAACCUUGUGCCAGCCACUUAUAUUGGAGAAGAACUUUUCCUUAUCGUGGUCGCGACUACUGGGCUAGUUUUGUUAACACUGCUCAUUGGAAAUAUGCUACGAUACAUCCAAUCUACGACCAUCCGGUUAGAGCAAUGGAGGAUCCACAGAAUAGGCACAGAACAGUGGAUGCAUCAUAGACAUCUACCUCCAGAGCUGAGACAAUCAAUUCGGACGUAUGACCAAUAUAAGUGGGUGACAACUCAAGGCGUUGAUGAACAAGCCCUUCUCCGAGGCCUCCCAAAGGACCUGCGCAGAGCGAUCAAUCGCCAUAUCUGCUUUGAUCUAGUUCGACGUGUGCCACUGUUCAAUCAAAUGGAUGAGAGGACGCUCGAUGCCAUAUGCGAGAGGCUGAAACCUGUCUUGUGCACACAAGACAUGUUCUUAGUAUGCCAAGGUGAUCCGAUACGAGACAUGUUCUUCAUAAUCCGGGGCCAUCUUGAUUCCUGGACGACCAACGGGGGCCACACGGGUUUUAACUCAUGCCGUCUGGGGCCCAGUGACUUCUGCGGUGAGGAACUCCUAACGUGGGCCCUGGACCCGCGGCUGAAUAUUGUCCUGCCCUCGUCCACAUGCAAUGUCAAGGCAGUGAAAGAAGUGGAAGCUUUCUCUCUCGCAGCUGAGGACUUAAAGUUCGUGGCAACGCAAUUCAGAAGCCUACAUAGCAGAGAACUGAGGCACAAGUUCAGGUUCUAUUCGCACCAGUGGCGCACAUGGGCUGCAUGUUUCAUUCAAUCCGCGUGGCGCCGUCAUAAGAAGUUGAAGGAGGAGACCAAGUCAAGAGAGCCCAAGGCUGGUCUGGCGGGUUCGAACGGCAAAUUGACACCUUUGAGGUCAUUCUGGGAUGUGUACGCAAUGGAGCUGAUAGAAAGCACCAGAAGGGAUGAGAAUAAUCAAGCUGGGUCGGCUUCCAAUGUGGUGAAUACAGUGCAAAAGCCGGUGGAUCUGGAUUUUUCGGUAGAAUAUUAGGAAAUGUUGACUGCAAUACUACCAUAAUCAAACUAGGAUUCACCUUGAAACCCUGCACCUUUUGUGCAUAUUAUAGAGCUUGGCUGUAGAUCUCAGUGAUAUGUACUCUCCUUCAGUUUUACCAAACAUUGGUGUACAAUUUUACAUAUAGACUGUUGUUGCUCUCACAAGAACAUUAUGAAAUCUAUCAGAAUCAACAUAGACACGUCACAUGGUGGAUUCAGAUUGAAAA
This is a messenger RNA of Syzygium oleosum, 2332 nucleotides long. RefSeq names its product protein CNGC15b-like. Gene Ontology annotation, cellular component: membrane. The record is from RefSeq and is a predicted model, not a curated record. Gene Ontology annotation, biological process: monoatomic ion transport; transmembrane transport. Bases 1 to 2100 code for a protein of 699 amino acids. Gene Ontology annotation, molecular function: monoatomic ion channel activity. NCBI's taxonomy places the organism in Eukaryota, Viridiplantae, Streptophyta, Magnoliopsida, Myrtales, Myrtaceae. The transcript is spliced from 7 exons.